This is a messenger RNA of Lobosporangium transversale, 540 nucleotides long. RefSeq names its product zinc-binding ribosomal protein. Gene Ontology annotation, biological process: translation. Bases 1 to 393 code for a protein of 130 amino acids. Gene Ontology annotation, cellular component: ribosome; cytosolic large ribosomal subunit. The transcript is spliced from 4 exons. The record is from RefSeq and is a predicted model, not a curated record. Lineage: Eukaryota; Fungi; Mortierellomycota; Mortierellomycetes; Mortierellales; Mortierellaceae. Gene Ontology annotation, molecular function: structural constituent of ribosome.
AUGAACAUUAAAAACCUCUACAUCGCCAACUUUUGCAAGGCAUGGACAUUACAACCUUUGAAGGAUACAUGCAAGGUUAACGUUCCUAAGACCAGAAACACCUACUGCAAGGGCAAGACCUGCAAGAAGCACACUGCCCACAAGGUCUCUCAGUACAAGACCGGCAAGGCUUCUCUCUUCGCUCAGGGAAAGCGUCGUUACGAUAGAAAGCAGUCUGGUUAUGGUGGUCAGACCAAGCCCGUCUUCCACAAGAAGGCCAAGACCACCAAGAAGGUUGUCCUUCGUCUUGAGUGCCAGGUCUGCAAGUACAAGCACCAGAUCGCUUUGAAGCGCUGCAAGCACUUCGAGCUCGGUGGUGACAAGAAGCAGAAGGGCCAGGCUCUUACCUUCUAAAUGCCAUAAAAAAAAUACAUUAUUGCGAUCAUGUUCAGCCUGUGUUUUAUUUUUUAAUAAAAAAAUCCACCAGAUUGGGCACGUCUCCUCCUCCCUUUUCUCUCUUUCUUUCUCAUUCGUUCAUGUGCGAAGUGUAUUUUAAGUUUU